AGCCAAGUUCCCCUUCCACCAUCACCGCCUCUGCCGCCCCGAGGCCAGUCCGACAAGCAACAAACGACAGCCAGUUGCACAAGCAACCGCCAGCAGACUCUGGCUCAGUGCUUCGAGCGACGCGCCCGCCACGGGCACUGGCCGGACCGAAACUCGCACAAGCCGUGUCACAACAGCCAGGGGCAUAUCUGCGCGUGUGCCAACUUUGCAACGACGGCUCCCCCAAACCAACCUCGACCGCCGCUGCUAUUUUCCGCACCGGGAUCAGCUCGACGAGGACGUGUGAGCACCCGCCAAGAGCGACUGAUCUGCCUGCGUGUCCACGCACUGGGACUCGAACGAGCAGACCGUUGUCGCCGAUAACCAACGAAACACGGGCUCACCACGGGAGUCAACCAAGGCCACAAGCGACAGCCCGCCAUGGAUGACGACAACAUCCCGACGUUUGUCUCCAUUACUGGAGCGAACACAGAUGUCGCGCGCGGGUUCCUGCAGCUUGCGGGUGGCGACUUCGAGCGAGCCGUGGGCCUCUACUUUGAAAACCCCGACUUGGUCUCGGGCGUCGGCGCUGGCGUAUCGGGCGACCAGCCUGCUCGUACAAACGCGUCGCGACCUACCGCAGAGAAUCCGAUAGUCAUCAGCGACGACGACGAUGACGACGACGUGAUGGAGGUCGAGGAUGACGACGAGGACACGGCUGUUGCUGCCGCAGCCGCGCGGGCCCAGGAAGAGGAAGACGCUGCCAUGGCGAAGCGGCUGCAAGAGGAACUCUACGGCGGUGGCGGUACGGGCUCCGGCUCUGGUUCUGGGGCUGGCGCAGACGACGUGCGUGCGCCCAUUGCGCGGACAACGGAGACGCUGGUGGCGCCCGAUCCCUCAUGGGGCGGUGGCGGCGACGACGACGAGAUGGGUUCCGCCAUCCUGGAGCAACUGAGAAGAAAUCGGCGCGCGCCUCCACGAUCGGGCGGCCCCUUUGGCCAGCGAAUCUGGGGAGACGACAGCGGCGCGCCUCGAACCUCUGCAGAGAACGGACCGCACGCCCGGAGGCUCGAGGAUCUGUUUCGCCCUCCAUACGAGCUCAUGGCCCGCGUGUCGUGGGACGAGGCGCGGACGCUGGGCAAGGAAGACAAAAAGUGGAUUUUGGUCAACCUGCAGGACAUGAAUGACUUCAACUGCCAGGCGCUCAACCGCGAUAUUUGGAAGGACACUGCGGUGCGCGACCUCGUCUCGGAGAGCUUCAUCUUCUUGCAGUACGACAAGGACUACCCGGACUCGCAAGAGUACAUUACAUUUUACUUUCCCCAUCAAACCCACGAGAACCCGGACAACUACCCGCACGUGUCCAUUGUCGACCCACGGACGGGCGAGCAGGUCAAGGUGUGGAGCGGCCGGCCGUUCCCCAGCGCCGCCGACUUUCACGCCGAGCUCGCCGAGUUCCUCGACCGGUACAGCCUGGACCUGAAUAGCAAGAACCCGGUGGCCAAGGCGGCGACGCGGAAACCGCAGGUCGUGGACGUGGAUCGCAUGACGGAGGAGGAGAUGCUCGAGAUGGCGCUCAAGAACAGCCUCGCGGGGGGCGGCGAGAGCAGCGGAUCGGGCUCGACGCCAAACAUCCACGACCCAGAUGCGCUGACCAAGUACCCCGGGUCUAGCGGCAGCGCUGACGAGGAUGCUAGGGGCAAGGGUAAGCAGACGGAGCAGCCGGCAGAGCAGCCGGCCGCAGCAGCGAGCCCCUUUGCGCAAAUCUCGAGCACGAAGCCACAUACCGAGCCCGACAACGACCCUGCGACGACGACGCGGAUCCAGUUCCGGCACCCCAACGGGCGGGUAAUUCGACGGUUCAGUUUACAAGAUCCCGUGCGGCGCAUCUACGAGUGGCUCAAGGCCGAGCCGCUCGAGGGCAAGGAAGGCGUCGAGUUUGAGCUCAAAAAGAUGCCGCAGGGCCAGGACCUGACGGAGAGCCUUGACGCUACGAUUGAGGAAACGGGGCUCAAGCAGGGGACGGUUAUGAUUGAAUUCAUCGAGGACUAAGGGAAGGGGCCUCGCGUACGGCAUGGCACACAUGGAUGUUGGCGAAACACCUUGGGCCGAUGCGAAGAGGCACGCUCGGGUUUGGUUCGCCGCGUUUGAGGGCGGGCUUUUUUUUUUUCGGUCGACGAACUUGCAUGAUGGAUGGAUGAUGGAUGGGAUGCGCUGGGUGCCCUACUGAUGAGCCGAGUGCACGCAUAGACCUGUACCUAGGGUGGCUUUUGUUUCUUUUGCGUCGCCCAUGAGACUAGAUGCCCUGCGAGGGAUGGAUCUCAAAUCAGCAUGAGUUGUAGCAUGACCUUGGUUGCGUGCGUGCGCCGCUUCGCAUGUUAGUUGUUGAUGGUGCCUCCUGGACGGGCCGCUGGGGCAUCGUGAUGGUCAGGGCACGAACUGACGAAGCACGCCCCGCGACCAAAGCCAUGGCUCUAGUUAUCAGCAGGAGUACGCACAGUGCCAAGGUACCUACUAAGGUAGUAGUCAAGACAUGGUAUGGUACGGUCGGACUUGUUUAGAG
This is a messenger RNA of Purpureocillium takamizusanense, 2542 nucleotides long. RefSeq names its product Glycerol-3-phosphate dehydrogenase (NAD(+)) (gene ubx2). Gene Ontology annotation, biological process: proteasome-mediated ubiquitin-dependent protein catabolic process. The transcript has 2 exons. Gene Ontology annotation, cellular component: nucleus. NCBI's taxonomy places the organism in Eukaryota, Fungi, Ascomycota, Sordariomycetes, Hypocreales, Ophiocordycipitaceae. The record is from RefSeq and is a predicted model, not a curated record. Gene Ontology annotation, molecular function: ubiquitin binding. The coding region runs from base 421 to 2031 and encodes 536 amino acids.